Messenger RNA from Malania oleifera, 1515 nucleotides. RefSeq names its product cytochrome b561 and DOMON domain-containing protein At3g25290-like. Bases 126 to 1289 code for a protein of 387 amino acids. The record is from RefSeq and is a predicted model, not a curated record. Lineage: Eukaryota; Viridiplantae; Streptophyta; Magnoliopsida; Santalales; Ximeniaceae. The transcript is spliced from 3 exons.
CCAACGCCCUUCCGUCGCCCGCUGCGCUAUACUUGCUCCACGCUCUCUUCCACUACAAUUCCGCUUCUCUUUGGGCUCCUCUCAACACCCCCUCCCCUGGGGCCAGCCUCGCUCUGCCGUCAACAAUGGCGUCCCUGAGAUUCAGAUUAUGCGAGGUUUUGAUUCUAGGACUUGCGUUGGGGGUGACGCUGAUCUCCCCUACUCAAUCUCUCAAUUGCACAUCCCAGAAUUUCAACAACAAGAAGCUUUACCAGAACUGCGCUGAUCUUCCGCUACUGAGUGCCUACCUCCACUGGACCUAUGACUCCACUAGCCGUUCUCUCUCUGUCGCCUUCGUCGGGACUCCAGCGGCGCCGGACGGCUGGAUCUCGUGGGCCGUUAACCUCGACGGUGUCGGCAUGGUAAAGGCCCAAGCUCUCAUCGCGUUCAAGGAAAACGGAAAGAUGACCGUCAAGCCGUACAGGCUCGAAUCAUACCGUUCCGUGGUGCAGCAAAAUCUCACCGUCGGUGUUUCAGACCUGAGCGCCGAGUCGUCUGGCGGACAGAUGAAGCUAUUCGCGACCCUGGCGAUGCCGGCGGGGACGUCGUCGGUGAACCAGGUGUGGCAGGUGGGGGCAUCCGUCACCAAUGGUCGGCCGGAUAUGCACGCUUUUCAGUCGGCGAAUCUGAACUCGAAGGGAACACUAGAUUUGAAGAGUGGACAAACGACCGGUGCUGCCGGCGGGGGUUCCAGUAUUAGAAAGAAGAAUAUUCAUGGAAUUUUGAAUGCUGUGAGCUGGGGAAUUCUGUUUCCAGUUGGAGUCAUAAUUGCAAGGUAUAUGAGAACUUUCCACUCUGCAGAUCCGGCAUGGUUUUAUCUUCACGCUUCCUGCCAAUUAUCUGCAUAUGUUAUUGGGGUGGCUGGUUGGGGAACUGGUCUUAAGCUUGGAAGUGAAUCCAAGGGGUUCCAGUUCACUACUCAUCGUAAUUUGGGAAUUUCCCUCUUCUGUCUUGCAACUGUCCAGAUAUUUGCAUUGUUCCUGAGACCAAAAAAGGAUCACAAGUACCGAUUUUACUGGAACAUCUACCACCACAGUAUUGGAUAUGCUGUGUUAGUUCUUGGGAUCAUGAAUGUGUUCAAGGGUCUAGACAUCUUGGAUCCUGCAAAGAAGUGGAAAUCGGCUUAUAUAGUUGUGCUUGCUGUGUUGGGUGUAAUUGCUCUACUGUUAGAAGCAAUCACUUGGGUGGUUGUUUUGAGGAGGAAAUCUGGGAAGUCGACCAAGCCUUACGAUGGAUCCAGCACCAUGUAAGGCAGGCCAUAGCUUCUGGCUGUUAGAUCGACCAAUUAAUCUGUAUUGUCGUUGAUUCUGGUGUUGUAAUUUCUCAUGCAAUUUCUUUCGGAUGUAAGGUUAAUAUAUUUCAGAUCUCUCCCCCCUCCCCUCUCCCUCUCCCACAGGUUCCUCUUUCUUGCUUCUGUACAAUGGCUUCACUUCAGGUGUAUUUAUUUAUUAUACAUGAGGAAUGUUUGUUUUAAAA